AAACUUUUCAAUUAUUAUAAUUUUAUCACAUUUUAAUUGCGCUGAAACAUGGUCUGUAAAAAAUGUGAAAAAAAAUUAGGAAAAGUAAUCUGUCCUGACAAAUGGAAAGAUGGAUCAAGAAAUACAGCAGUCGGAACUGACAGAAAACUACACGAAAACAAGUUGUUAAGUAAACCCGGAAAGAAUCGAUUUAAACCAUACGAAAACAAAUGUAAAAUUUGCAAAUCUCGAGUACAUCAAGAGCAUUCACAUUAUUGUCAAGGAUGUGCUUAUAAACAAGGAAUUUGUGCUAUGUGCGGUAAACAAAUUCUUGAUACUUCAAUGUACAAGCAAAGUUCCAAAUAAAUUAUAGUUUACCAGUUAUGGCAUGUAUUGGAACUCCUUCAUAUAUUGACCAUCAGUUAAUAUAAGUUCAGGAGGAGGUUGGUUAUAAUAUGAAAUCUAGUUAUUAAUUAGAAUUCACGAUAGUUGAGAAUUACCCGUUACCAGAUCACUUUGUUAUUAUCAAUGAUAAAUGCAAUUCUCCUUUUUUCAAUCUUUUGCUAAAUUCAAUUCAGAUAUUAAUUUUAUAUAAUAUCGUCAUAUGUGUAUUGCUUGAAUCUUAUCUAGAAUAAAUUUCUUUUUUUUUCUCGCUUUUUUUUUUUUUAAAAAAAAAAUUGUUCUAAU
This is a messenger RNA of Rhizophagus irregularis DAOM 181602=DAOM 197198, 666 nucleotides long. RefSeq lists its product as uncharacterized. Gene Ontology annotation, molecular function: microtubule binding. The record is from RefSeq and is a predicted model, not a curated record. NCBI's taxonomy places the organism in Eukaryota, Fungi, Glomeromycota, Glomeromycetes, Glomerales, Glomeraceae. Gene Ontology annotation, biological process: cytoplasmic microtubule organization.